CUCUACAGUUUUUGGGCUCUCUCUUUAUAGAAUCAUCAUAUAACACAAAUCAUAGGGUACUUCACUAUGACUACUAACAUUACUGACUCUACGGCUGCCUACGCUGAGCCGCAAUAUCCACCUGUGGGAGAGCCUGUCUCCGAGGGAGACAGGUGGUACGAUCGUCGCUUUAGCAAACACCUUCCUCCAUACUCUAAUGCCAUGGUGCAGGUUAUUUUUGUUUCCUUUGUCUGCUUUCUCACCACGGGCAUGUUUAAUGCCUUGCUGGGGGUAGGGGGCCUGGGGGGUAUCGACAUCCACACCUCCGACCUUGCCAACAUGAGUUUGUACACCACUUUCCUGGUUCUCGGGUUUGUAUCGGGGACUAUAAUCAAUAUGAUUGGGGUGAGAUAUGCCCUCUGCUUUGGUUCUUUAGGGUACGCCCUUUACGCCGGUCUGUUGUUGUGCUUCGUCCACACGGAAAAUUCAGGUUUCGUGAUUGCGCUGGGAGCGAUUUUGGGGAUCUGUGCUUCUUGUCUCUGGUCGGCCCAGGGUACCAUUAUGUUGAGUUAUCCUACCGAGAAUAACAAGGGUAAGGCCAUCAUGACUUUCUGGAUCAUCUUCAACUUGGGAGCCGUGAUUGGGUCUGUCAUUCCCUUGGCACAAAACAUCCACGACAAGGAGAGCAAGCCCACCGAUGGCACCUUUGCGGCUUUCCUCGCCUUGAUGUGCUGUGGGAGUUUGGUAGCAUUGCUCUUGUUGCCAGUGUCUAAGGUUAUGAAGUCAGAUGGCACCCGCGUUGAGGCUCCACAGAACCCGCUGUUGAAGAAGGAGUUACUCGAGCUCUUCCACAUUUUAAAGACCGAGCCAAUGAUCUAUACGUUGUUCCCAAUGUUUUUUGCCUCGAACUGGUUCUAUACGUACCAGCAGAGUGACUUCAAUGCGGGCCACUUCAACUUGCGCACCAGAUCCUUGAACUCGUUGCUCUACUGGUUGAUGCAAAUGGUUGGGGCCUUGUUCAUCGGCUUCCUUUUGGAUUGGGCUCGCUUCUCACGUAAGAUGCGUGCUCGGAUUGGCUGGGUGGUGUUGUUUUCCUGCACCAUGGCCAUUUGGGGUGGUGGUUUCAAAUUCCAACAGGGCUUCACCCGCGAGUCGGUCGAGAGCAUGACCAAGAUUGACUUCACGGAUCGCUCAUACAUCGGCCCAAUGUUCUUGUUCAUGUUCUAUGGUGCGUUCGAUGCUAUCUGGCAGUCGUUUGUUUACUGGCUCUUGGGGGCUUUGUCCAACAAGCCAAGAAAGGCCGCGUUGUACGCGGGCUUCUACAAGGGUAUUCAGUCUGCAGGUGCCGCCAUUAUCUGGCGUUUGGACUCCUUGGGGAAGCUGUACAUGGCUAUCUUUGGCAGUACCUGGGGCUUGUUAGCCGGAUCCUUGUUGAUUGCAGCUCCAAUGGUGUUCAUCUAUGUUACCGACCACACGGUGGAAGACGGACAGCUUAGUAUCGAAGACGAUGCCGAUAGCCACUCCCAGCAGAAAUCCGAAAGCUCCUACGUCGAGGUGGCUCAUGUUGGUAAGUAAUCUCUUUCUGGUGGGUGGGGUUAGAGCUUUGACAGCCAGCCCCCAAAUUUUGCGAUUUCAAACCUCUCCACAUUCUGGACAAUGUUUUCUUAGUUUUUGUAUACUUGAAAUGGCAUAUCUUAUAG
Molecule: messenger RNA, 1679 nt
Organism: Babjeviella inositovora NRRL Y-12698
Lineage: Eukaryota; Fungi; Ascomycota; Pichiomycetes; Serinales
Gene: NGT1
Product: Ngt1p
Exons: 1
Coding region: 67-1554 (495 amino acids)
Biological process (GO): transmembrane transport
Molecular function (GO): transmembrane transporter activity
Source: RefSeq, a predicted model, not a curated record